AUGCCGCUGGAGCUGACACAGGCCGCGCUGUACGUGGUGCUGGAGCUGGCGCUGGCCGCGCUGGCGGUGGCCGGCAAUGUGCUGGUGUGCGCGGCGGUGGGCGCCUCGAGCGCGCUGCAGACGCCCACCAACUACUUCCUGGUGUCCCUGGCGGCGGCCGACGUGGCCGUGGGGCUCUUCGCCAUCCCCUUCGCCGUCACUAUCAGCCUGGGCUUCUGCACCGACUUCCACAGCUGCCUCUUCCUCGCCUGCUUCGUGCUCGUGGUCACGCAGAGCUCCAUCUUCAGCCUCCUGGCCGUGGCCGUCGACAGGUACCUGGCCGUGCGCGUCCCGCUCAGGUAUAAGAGUCUGGUCACUGGGGCCCGAGCAAGAGGGGUCAUUGCUGUCCUCUGGGUCCUCGCCUUGGGCAUCGGCCUGACCCCGUUCCUGGGGUGGAACAGUAAAGACCGCGCCACCAAUUGCACGGAGCCCCGGGAUGGAACCGCCAAUGCCAGCUGCUGCCUCGUGAGGUGUCUUUUUGAGAACGUGGUCCCCAUGAGCUACAUGGUGUACUUCAAUUUCUUCGCGUGCGUCCUGCCCCCGCUGCUCAUAAUGCUGGUAAUCUACGUCAAGAUCUUCCUGGUGGCCUGCAGGCAGCUCCAGCGCAUGGAGCUCAUGGACCACUCGAGGACCGUCCUCCAGCGGGAGGUCCAUGCGGCCAAGUCCCUGGCCAUGAUUGUUGGGAUCUUUGCUCUGUGCUGGCUGCCGGUACAUGCCAUCAACUGUGCCUCGCUCUUUCAGCCAGGCUGGGCCAAGGAGAAGCCCACGUGGGCCAUGAACACGGCCAUCCUCCUGUCGCACGCCAACUCGGUCGUCAAUCCCAUUGUCUACGCCUACCGGAACCGAGACUUCCGCUACACUUUCCACAAAAUCAUCUCCAGGUAUGUCCUCUGCCGGACAGACGUCUGCAAGAGUGGGGAUGGGCAGGCAGGGGCGCAGCCUGCUCUCCAGGUGGGCCUGUGA
Messenger RNA from Lipotes vexillifer (Yangtze River dolphin), 1002 nucleotides. It is a transcript of the gene ADORA2B, whose product is annotated as adenosine A2b receptor. Gene Ontology annotation, molecular function: G protein-coupled adenosine receptor activity. The record is from RefSeq and is a predicted model, not a curated record. The transcript is spliced from 2 exons. Gene Ontology annotation, biological process: G protein-coupled adenosine receptor signaling pathway; vasodilation; adenylate cyclase-activating G protein-coupled receptor signaling pathway. The coding region runs from base 1 to 1002 and encodes 333 amino acids. Gene Ontology annotation, cellular component: plasma membrane. Lineage: Eukaryota; Metazoa; Chordata; Mammalia; Artiodactyla; Lipotidae.